CACUCCCUCUGGCUUCUCUUUCAAGCUACUCUCUCUCCUCUCUGGCCCUCUCGCUCCUCUGCCUCUCUUCCGACCACCGUCGUCUGUUCCUCCGAUUCUCCUUCUCUACGGAUGUCUGUUGAUAUCUGCAAGAAGAAUCCAUCGUUUCUUUGGUGCGACUGUGGUUAUAUGAGCAAAGGGAGGUUGUGGUGCUUUCAGACAAUCUUGUUCAAACAUUCAACUUGGACUUGAAUCAUUCAAGCCCCCUCAAACUGUUUUCUUCUUCUUCUUUUUCACAUUCUUAGUUGUUUCUUGUUGGUAAAGAGUAGUUGUUUCUACUAGAUUGUGUUAUUGUAAAUCUGAGAGAAUAUUUCGAAAUUCUUGCUUUAUUGGUGAGGGGAAUUACUUAAUUUUACAACUUUGGGUCUCUCUCCAAUGGGGAAAACUAACUUGGCACCUGGAUUUCGGUUUCAUCCGACUGAUGUUGAACUUGUAAGAUAUUACUUGAAGAGGAAAGUUCUGGGCAAAAAGUUCCUAACUAAUGCCAUUGCUGAAAUCGACAUUUACAAGUUCGAACCACCUGAUUUACCCGAUAAAUCAUGCAUAAGGACUGGAGACCUCAAGUGGUACUUCUUCUGCCCGAGGGAAAAGAAGUAUCCCAAAAGUGCCAAGGCAAAACGGUCGACUGAAUCUGGUUACUGGAAGACCACAGGCAAAGAUAGAGAUGUUUCUUACAAUAAUGAGGUCGUAGGGAAAAUAAGAACUUUGAUUUUUCACUACGGGAAGACGCCUCGUGGGGAUCGGACUGACUGGGUCAUGCAUGAAUAUAGACUUGAAGACAAAGUACUGGCGCAGAAGAAUGUUCCUCAGGAUACUUAUGUGCUGUGUGUUCUCUUCAAGAAAAAUGGACUUGGACCAAGACAUGGAUCUCAAUAUGGAGCUCCAUUUAAGGAAGAAGACUGGAGCGAUGAGGAAGAAGAAGAAGAGACUGAGAAUCUUGUAGCAGCUAUUCCUUCUGCAGAAAACGCCGAUCCUGGUCCUGGCAGAGAAACCAGUCUAGUUGCUACUGCAUCACACUCGCAUUCUUCUAAGAAUUGUUUCGCUGGAGUGAUAUCAGAAUCUUGCGUCUCUGAUGUACCGCAACUAACUGCCACAGUGCUUCCACCUCCAACAAGUGAUGUUGUAGCUUACAAUCCCAUGUCUUCUUCUCCUCUUCUUGAGGUUCCUCAGGCACCACCGGAUGACGAUGAGUUAUAUUCGCUAUUGGACCUCUUUGUUGUUGAUAAUGACGAGUCUUUACUCUUAGACGGAUUCAACAAUCAAUACGAGGUAAGACAUGAACCUGAGGUUCCUGUUGUCGAGGAAGCACCGGUUUGCUUAGGAGAUGCAGAAUUAAGCAGAAUUCCGGACUUGAGCGAUGAGUUAUUCAUAGAGAUUCAGGAUCUGACUGAGCCAUCCAAUCUUUCCGCUCAGAGGCCGACCCACUAAGAGAUAUAAUAUUGAAUUUUCUUUGUAACGUUAUCGGAUUUGUUGAGCAUUACGAGUUAAAAUUUUCU
Eutrema salsugineum is the source of this 1535-nucleotide messenger RNA. Its product is annotated as NAC domain-containing protein 82. The coding region runs from base 415 to 1467 and encodes 350 amino acids. The record is from RefSeq and is a predicted model, not a curated record. Gene Ontology annotation, molecular function: DNA binding. Gene Ontology annotation, biological process: regulation of DNA-templated transcription. NCBI's taxonomy places the organism in Eukaryota, Viridiplantae, Streptophyta, Magnoliopsida, Brassicales, Brassicaceae. The transcript is spliced from 5 exons.